Molecule: messenger RNA, 564 nt
Organism: Heterostelium album PN500
Lineage: Eukaryota; Evosea; Eumycetozoa; Acytosteliales; Acytosteliaceae
Gene: rer1
Product: Rer1 family protein
Exons: 3
Coding region: 1-564 (187 amino acids)
Biological process (GO): protein retention in ER lumen; retrograde vesicle-mediated transport, Golgi to endoplasmic reticulum
Cellular component (GO): Golgi membrane
Source: RefSeq, a predicted model, not a curated record
AUGAAUACUAGAACACCUACAACUAUUUACGAGGGUGUACCAACUGCACCAAACGAUCUUGCAACAUUGAAAACAAUGGUUGCCAGAAAAUAUCAGAAUUUAAUCGAGAGAACUAUUAGUUUUAUUGUACAGAGAUGGGUUGCUCUUGGUGUAUUGUUUUUGAUUUAUUUACUUAGAAUCUAUUUCCAUGGUGGAUUCUAUGUGAUUACAUAUGCACUCGGUAUCUUUUUAUUGACACAGGUUAUUGCUUUUCUUUCACCAAAGUGGGAUCCAGAGUCACAGGAUGACGGUAUGGCUCUUCCAAUGAAGGGUGACGACGAAGCCAAACCAUUCGUUCGUAGAUUACCAGAGUUUUUAUUUUGGCACUCAAUUCUUAAAGCAAUAGUUAUCAGUAUUUUCUGUACUUUUAUUCCAUUUUUGGAUCUCCCAGUAUUCUGGCCAAUUCUUUUGAUCUACUUUAUCAUUUUAUUCACCAUCACCAUGAGAAAUCAAAUCAGACACAUGAUCAAACACAAAUACAUUCCAUUCACCGUAGGAAAGAAAGUUUAUAAUACAAGAGAUUAA